This is a messenger RNA of Calidris pugnax (ruff), 693 nucleotides long. RefSeq lists its product as uncharacterized. The coding region runs from base 1 to 693 and encodes 230 amino acids. The transcript is spliced from 5 exons. The record is from RefSeq and is a predicted model, not a curated record. NCBI's taxonomy places the organism in Eukaryota, Metazoa, Chordata, Aves, Charadriiformes, Scolopacidae.
AUGGUGCAGUCAGGACAGACCCACUACCACCUUCCCCUGUCCCCUGUGUCCCAGCAGCCCCCCCUGCCUCAAUUUCCCUACCUGGGCUAUGGGAAACAGCCUGUCUGUGCCUUGCAGCCAGGCCUCCCCAGCAGGACAGCGGGAGGUGCCCCCGCCUGCAGACUGUCCCCUCCAGCUCCCUGCUGCCACCUCUUUGACCUGGCUCCAGACACAUCACCCCUCCCAGGCAGGGCCAUCCACCACAGUUUUCCACCCCUUUCCUACAGCCAUCGUUCUGGGAGUGGUGGCCGUCUCCCUCCUCCUCCUGGCUGCAGCCACCUACUGUGCUGUGAAGAAAGGACCUGGUGGCCGGUGUCAACGUCUUCGCUCCGUGGUGGCCGAGCCUCCUCCUCCUCCUCCUCCUCCUGGGGUGACACUGUCCCGGUGUCUCUCCGCCACGCAGCGCUCCCCCCGGCGCCUCGCUCGCUGCAGCAGAUGGUGGAGCGUAAUGGGGCUGCUCGCGAGGCGCCGUGCGAUUUGUCACAGGCCUCGUUCCCUGAUAACGGGCAUUUGUCAUCACUUUCUUCCCGUGUUAAUGUCAUCAUCGGCGAGCUGACAGGCAGACCCGUUGAGGGAGCACUGGCGACAGACCACAUCCGUCAACCUAAUAUUUCCAUGGCUGUGGGGAUCAGCCGGGCUGCGAACACACAUUAA